This is a messenger RNA of Schistosoma margrebowiei, 1086 nucleotides long. Lineage: Eukaryota; Metazoa; Platyhelminthes; Trematoda; Strigeidida; Schistosomatidae. The record is from the annotation of a GenBank genome assembly.
UUUAACGGUUGAAAAUUUACCGUAACAUGGAAAUACGUGUAUAAAGUAAUGAGACCCGUUAGAUAAAAACUCGUUCUUCCCCUUUUGUUACCACCUUUACAAUGGGUUUAUCUGUAUUUGUUAAAAAUAUCUCUAUCCAUAAAUUAUUCAAAUAAUAAUCAUUCAACUUACUGUUAGUUUUGAAUUCACGUUAAAUAGCCGCAUUCCGUUUGUAACAAACAAGAUGACCAGCAAAUUAAUUGACCAGGUAUGCGCAUUUAUUGCACUAUAUUUCUGGUGUGAGAUAUCAAAACUACGGGCACCUUUUGCUUUUGAUAGUUUAAUUAGACCUUUUCUUAUCUUUAAUUAGACUACAUACAACACAUUUUUAAAUAAGAAAUAUCUUUUGCAAUGAACCUGUGCUUUGUAUUUAGUUUAUUCAGAAUGAAAAUACCGAUGUUUGGCGGACUUCACAAAUCCUAUUCGUAUUCCUAUCUACUUACGCAAUCAUCAUUAUUCUCCCUAAGACUUCCAAAAUAUUCAAGCUUGCAAACUGGUUUGUUACAUUCGGGACACAAAACAGAAUUAUUUGGUGAUAAAAAUGAAUCUUGGGUACCCAUAUAUCGUUUCCGUCCCAUAAUUUUUCUCCAGGCGAUCUCACAACUUAAAAUUAUAUUAACUGGCUCAUUAAUUUCUGGCUGUCCAGUAGCUAUAUACAAAUACCUACAUGAUCAAGCUUCUUCCUCAUUAGUUUAUACAUUUCUGGGUUGUGCCGCGUUUUCCCUGUGCAGUCUGAUUAUUUUCAGUUGGCUCAGCAUAAAAAUUGUGGGAGUCGUUAGUAUUAACAGAGAGUCUGGUCUAGUACGCAUCGGACAUUUAACAUUUUGGGGAAGACGUCAAAAUACAAUUUUGAAUUCAGGUCAAAUAGUCCCACCAUCAGAUUUUAACGAAAUACCGGGGGGGAAAAGUUACGUUCGUAUUGGGAUAAUUAAUGCAAAUUCAAAUUCUACAAAACCUUUGGGUAUUGGACGAACUUUUCUUCUAACUACAGUGAGAUCGGAAAUAUUAGACAGAGAAAAAUUCAAGCAGAUUUUCGGAUUUAUAUGA